AUGGAAAUUGAUGGAUCUAAAGAAAUUUUUCUUGGUCAAGUUGUGAAUAAUAAGGAUGAGGCCUACGACUUGUAUCAAGAACAUGCCUUCAAAAUGGGUUUUAGCGUACGUAAGGGGAGGGAGUUAUAUUAUGAUAAUGAGAAGAAACAAACACGCUCAAAAGAAUAUUAUUGUUCUAAACAAGGGUUUAAGAACAACAAACUCGAAGGUGAAGUGUCUUAUGAGAGAGCAGAUUCAAGAACAAAUUGUAAUGCUAUGGUGAAAUUUAAUGUGAGCAAGGAAGGUUUAUAUACAAUAACCAAGUUGGUAUUGAAUCACAAUCAUGAGUUUGUACCUCCUGAGCAAAGACAUAUGCUACGUUCUAUGAGAAAUUUGUCAAAUGCCAAAGGUGAUGUCAUAAAGUCCAUGGUGAAUUCUGGUAUGAAAGUUACAAAUGUUUGGAGUUAUCUUGGUGAAGAAGUUGGAGGAUUUAAUAAUCUUGGUAUAACUUUGAAAGAUAUGCACAAUUAUGUCUACACAGAAAAGUUGAAGUCAAUUGAAGCUGGUGAUGCUCAAGCUUUAGUUAACCAUUUACAAAAUAGACAAGCACAAGAUAUCAUGUUCUACUACAGUGUGCAGUUAGAUCAGGAAUCACGUUUGACCAAUGUCUUUUGGAGAGAUGGUAAAUCUAAAAUUGAUUAUGACUGUUUUGGAGAUGUUGUUGUUUUUGAUACUACUUAUCGUACUAAUAAAUACAAUUUGAUUUGUGCUCCAUUUGUUGGUGUAAACCAUCAUUGGCAAAAUGUCAUGUUUGGUUGUGCCUUUUUAUUUGAUGAAACCGCCACUUCUUUUACUUGGUUGUUCAAGGUGUUUUUGGAGAGUAUGGAAAACAAUCAACCAAAAACUAUCUUUACGGAUCAAGAUUCAGCUAUGGCAAAAGCAAUUAAAGAGGUAAUGCCAAAUGCAUGUCAUCGAUUAUGUUUGUGGCAUAUAGCUAAAAAUGCUCCUUCACAUUUAGGAUCUCUCAAAUCUAAUCCGAAAUUUCAAAGCUUGCUUAAUAAAUGCAUGACUGGUUGUGAUUCCGAAGAAGAAUUCCAAAACACUUGGGAUGGAAUGCUAAAAGAGUUUGACCUUCAUGACCAUCCAUGGUUAAGUAACAUGUACAAAAUUCGUCAUAAGUGGAGCACUGCAUAUAGUAAUAAUGUAUUCUCUGCUGGUAUCAAGUCUUCUCAAAGGAGUGAGAGUACAAACAGUGUAUUGGGUAAUAUUGCAGGGAAAACAACAAGUCUCACUGAUUUUUUAGUAGCAUUUGAGAAGAUGGUGAAAAAGUGGCGACAAUUAGAAGUUGAGAAAGAAUUCAAAAAUAGCCAAAGUGCACCCCCUCGUGUGAUAAAUAUCAGUGAAACUUUACGACAUGCAUCUAAGAUAUAUACUCACAAAAUCUUCAAAUUUUUUUUGAAAGAAUAUCUUGAUGGAACAGGUGGAAGCACUUCUAUAGAGAUUGGUCAACGUGAUAAUGUGUCAUAUCAUGAAGUGAUAUUUAACCAUGUGUCCAAUAAAAAAUAUAUGGUGACUUUAGACUCCUCCACCGGGAUGAUCAGUUGCAGCUGCCACAAGUUUGAUUCCAUGGGCAUUCUUUGUAGUCAUGCUUUGCGAAUUUAUAACAUUAAAGGUAUUUUAAAAAUACCUGACAAUUACUUCUUAAGAAGAUGGUCGAAAAAUGCAAGGUCUCAAAUUUAUGAGCAAAGGAGUUCUGAAGAAGACUCUACCUCCAAUUCAAUGAUCAAUGGUGAUGACGCUGGUAUUCUUUACCGCAAUGCUAUUAUGAAAUCAUUUUACAAUCUAGUUUUGGAGUCUCAAGACCACAAAGAAGCUCAACAAAUCAUGUGGGAAUUGCUCAAUAUGGGAUUUGAGAGGGUUCGACAGUGUAUUGGCAAGUCUAAUUCAAAAUCAAAUGCAGAAACCACAAAGAACAAUUUCAUGCAAAAUGAAGAAAAUGAAUGUGCUCCAAUUUGUAAUCCGCCUUUAGCAAAGACUAAAGGAAUGUCUGAUACUCGCAAGAAAGGACAUUUUGAGAAAAGAAAGCGAACAACGACAAAAGCAAAAAAACAAAAUAAAGAGAAACAAAAUGAAGACAUUUUGGGUGGUACGAAUAAUCAUGUGAGGGAGCCAAUGUUUUAG
This is a messenger RNA of Trifolium pratense (red clover), 2160 nucleotides long. RefSeq names its product protein FAR1-RELATED SEQUENCE 5-like. Gene Ontology annotation, molecular function: zinc ion binding. The coding region runs from base 1 to 2160 and encodes 719 amino acids. Gene Ontology annotation, biological process: regulation of DNA-templated transcription. NCBI's taxonomy places the organism in Eukaryota, Viridiplantae, Streptophyta, Magnoliopsida, Fabales, Fabaceae. The record is from RefSeq and is a predicted model, not a curated record. The transcript is spliced from 2 exons.